GGUAGGUGACGGUAGAUGGCGGUAGAUGGCGCUGUCCGCGCUCCUACUGUUCUCCGCCACUGCAGGAGAAGCAGAAAUCCGGCAGCGCUAAAGCGGAAGUAAGUACGUGGCCGGACCAGCUGACGUUUCUGCACGAUGGCGACUGAGGUUCAGAGCGGCGACCUCAACGGUGGAAAUGCGAGCCGUCUCGAGGUUUCCAUCGACGGUUUGACUCUCAGCCCGGAUUCGGAGGGAGAAGCGGAUCACACGGACGCGCUCGGGCCGCACACAGACGAGCACAGCGCCGCGGACCCGAGCGCCACCGGCCAGGACGACGGGGAGCAAAAUGCCGAGAAUUCCGUGGAGAGAGUGUGGGGCUUUCCUUUAGUGGAGCUCUACGGCCUGGCUCUCAGAUUCUUUAAAGAAAAAGACGGAAAGGCCUUCCACCCGACGUACGAGGAGAAGCUGCGUCUGGUGGCGCUCCAUAAGCAGGUGUCUCAGGGGCCCUACAAUCCAGACGCCUCCCCUGAAGUGGGCUUCUUCGACGUGCUGGGAAAUGACCGCAGGAAAGAAUGGGCUUCGUUGGGGAACAUCGGGAGGGAAGAGGCCAUGGUGGAGUUUGUCAAGCUGUUAAAUAAAUGCUGCGUCCUGUUUGCGCCGUUCGUCGCGUCUCACAAGAUUGAAAAAGAGGAGCAAGAGAGGAAGAGGAAGGAGGAAGAGGAGCAGCGGCGUCGAGAGGAAGAGGAACGGGAGCGUCAGUUGCAGGAGGAGGAGCGGCGCCGGAGGGAGGACGAGGAGAGACUGAGGAGAGAAGAGGAACAGAGGAGGCAGGCGGAGGAGGAGAGACUCCGUGUGGAGCAGCAGAAGCAGCAGAUCAUGGCUGCGUUAAACGCACAGACGGUGGUGCAGUUCCAGCAGUACGCGGCGCAGCAGUACCCGGACAGUCCCGAACAGCAGCUCAUUCUCAUCAGGCAGCUGCAGGAACAGCACUACCAGCAGUACAUGCAGCAGCUCUACCAGGUGCAGCUGGCCCAGCAGCAGGCAGCGCUACAGAAGCAGCAGGAGGACGCUAUAGUUCUCUCGAAGUUCGAGGCCGGCGAGAUGUCGGCGUCCCCCACCGGCGACGAGGUUCCCACGGUGAACGGCCAGGCAGAGUCGUCCGUCGACGGCGUAGAUCGAGAGCCAGAGCUGGAGCCUGCGGAGGAGGUCACCGAGAACGGCCCAACAGACUCUCCCCCAGUGAUCGCGGCCCCCUCUAUGUGGACGCGGCCGCAGAUCAAAGACUUCAAGGAGAAGAUCCGGCAGGACGUGGACUCCGUGAUCACGGUAGGCCGAGGAGAAGUGGUCACGGUCAGGGUCCCCACCCACGAGGAGGGCUCGUACCUCUUCUGGGAAUUUGCUACAGACCACUACGACAUCGGGUUUGGCGUCCUCUUCGAGUGGACCGAUUCCACCAACGCCUCGGUCAGCGUGCACGUCAGCGAGUCCAGCGACGAAGACGAGGAUGAGGACGGUGAGAGGGAAAACUCUAUCGGUAUCUCAUAUGAGCCACCAAGCGAGGAGGAAAAGGCCAAGAAGGAGGCGGGGAAGCCUCAGGUGGACGAGAUCGUGCCGGUUUACCGGCGGGACUGCCACGAGGAGGUGUACGCAGGGAGUCACCAGUACCCCGGCCGUGGCAUCUACCUACUCAAAUUUGACAACUCGUACUCGCUCUGGAGGUCGAAGAGUGUCUAUUACAGAGUCUACUACACCAGAUAAGCCUGGGGUCAAGACUGUUGAGCAAGAGAGUGUGUGUGUGUGUGCGUGAGUGUGCAUGGGGUGCGUCUCAUGCUGUUGGCGUUUAGGAGGAUUGGCCUCUGAUGUAUCCGCGCCACCUCUGUUUUGCACUCUGAAAGGCGUGCUCUAGGAUCCCGUGCUUGUCGAUAGUAUUGUCUUCUGUUCACAGUGUGAUUUCUCCCCAGCCUCCAUGUCCUAAUGUCAUCCAAAGAGGUGCUUUGGCCACUAAGAGAGCUGUGUACGUUCAACGAAAUUGACCGGUUUACUUGAUCUUAUCAGAUAAAGAGUCUGGGAAGUAUGACAAAAAAAAAAAAAAAGAAAUAAAAGAAAAGUAGGCUUGCGAUAAUUAACGCUGCUUUUCUCCUUUUGUUUUUUUUCUUUAUUUGUUUUUUUUUUUUUUUUUUUGCCUGGACACAUGCUUUAAUUACCAUUAUCUUAUUUCCUAGAAAGUCAGCGUGAACUCCUGCGCCGCUCUACGUCGGGAUCCCCUCCGGAACCUUGUUUAUUAAAACUCGAUCGGGCCCGUGUCCGUCUGAUCGCUUGAAUAUUCGUCACGGCGUAGUAUUUUUCAGAAGCAAAGCCCAUCAUCUUAUCAGUGAAAGCCUGUCUCAGUGUCGUCUUUUCAUAUCGGUGCAUAUUCGUGACUGUUCAUGUGCCGCGUUACUGAAAAUAUAAAUAACGGAUGAUGAUGAUGAUGAUGAUGAUGAUGGUUACAUCACGAUUAGUCGCCGAACACUGGUUCGAAAACAACAAGACAGGCCUUUAUCUCGUGUAAGUUCAACUCCAGGACAAUAUAGCCGUGCAAAAUAUAAUCGUUGCUGACGGUUGACCAGAACACUAUAAUUCUCCCGCCGUUCAUCAUCGAAGAAGGGUUCGUCCUGGGGAGCGCUUACACACGGGACGUAUUAGCAGCAUACCAUACAAGCAGACAUGCGAAGUAGUAUAGAAUGGUUCAUUCUUAAGAAUAGUGCUAGACUAGAAACCACAAAUUCUGCUCUCUUCUUUAUCGGGUGCUCUUCUUUAAAGUUCAUUUCUGUUAACGUAAUCGUUCCCUGAUUUUAUCGAGGACAUUUUUUCUGGGUGGUUAUCAGUUGAAGACGUCGUUCACGUGCUGAUUUAUUGUAUUUUUUUUUUUUUUUUGCGCUGUUACUAUGCCUGCAUGUAGGCUAAUUUCUAUUCUAAUGAUAUUUUAGUAACGUUUAUCAUCAUCAUCAUCAUCUUGUGAACAGUAUGAGUGAAACACCAGCUCCUUUUAGUGGAAAUAAAUGUCGUCUGGCGUUCCUGAACACCGGUCCAGGUGGACGUAGAAACGCAGCGCUCCGUCUCUUCGGUGAUUACCGGAAUAUCUUCCGGCUGCCUACAUCUGUAAUAGUAAUAGUGCUUGACAGAUCGGAGUGAAGUACAGAUGUGGUCCAGCGACGUGUGCAAGCAGGGGCUGCUGGGACUAAAGAAACCAGUAAUACAUGACUUUUCUACUGACUGAAGGGUGAGGAUGAUGAUCAGGAUUACACUGGUGCAAAGGAGGAGGUGUGUUUUGCAGAAAAUGAUUAAAGUGGUUCGAGUGUGUGUGUGUGUGUGUGUGUGAGAAGCAUUUAAUAAAUAUUUAUUAAUCCGCCUGGUAGAUUAGGGUUCUUGAUGUAUCGACGUAUAACUUAUCUCCCAACUGUUCACUCUUCUGCUUCUGAACGAGCUUCUCGUCUCUCGACUGAACCAGUCACGGUCAUAUUUUGUUUUAUAUAUAUAUAUAUUUUUUUUGUUCGGGUUUCGGAAGUUCUGACUUUUCCUAUCGAGGCGUAACUCGCUGUUCAAACGCUCUACUUGGCUUUUUUUUUUUUUUUUUGGUUCUGUCGCCGUUACAUUUUAAUGUACAUAGUUCUAGAAAGCGACAUUAAAACCCAGAUUAUAAGUAAACUCAUGGUCUCUAUAUGUUACACGGACACCUCGUCAUGUCCGUUCCACACUAACCGUCUCGUGCGUCUUGUCGUAUUACCGUGGCUGCCAGACGAACGGCCGAAACCUUGACCGUUUGUUUGGAAAGCGUUCGCAGCGAGCCCUGCUGUGAACCCCGACCGUUACGUGCUCCGUGCUCUGAGCUGGCGUUUUUUGAAGAAGGCUUUCUUCAUCAUCAGGACUUUUUUCGCUUACGAUAUUCUUCACUGGUUGUUCGAUGGCACUACUCUAGCAAGUUCAGCUGAGAUGUGAAAUGUGAGUGGGGGGGGUUUUUUUUUUUUUUUCUUUUUUUCUUUCUUCUUUAUCUCCCCUUCCUAAAUCGUUAUCCCACGAAUCUGUGAAUAUAUUUAUGAUCGUGCACGUGACCACGCGCGCGGUCCUGUCCAGAGCCGCGAUGACGAGAGCCUGACGCGCAGCAGUCCGACACCGUCGUUAUAAUUGACGGUAAAAUGUGUACAGAUGUGAUUUUUUUUUUUUUAUUUAAUUUUUUUCUUUUUCAUUACCCCCCGCCCCCCUCCCCCUGUGUUUUUAUUUUCUAUGUGUUUAAUAAUGCGAGUCAGGCCUUUUUGUAAAGUGGAAUGUAACUGAGGGCUUGAUCGUGGACUAAGGACUUUGUGGUGAAAUGAUGGAAAUGUGGUAAAUAUCAUAUUGUACAUUUUUCUCCCAUUUGCAAAGUGAAAAUCAAUGUAAAUUUCAUACCAUGAACACAUGAAGUAACUUGAGAGGGGUUUUUUUUUUUUUUUUGUAUUGAUUUGACAUGAAUGAGUUCAGGGAUCACUUUCCCUGAGAAUUAUAUUUAAUCUUGAUUAAACCCGAGUUUAUCUGUA
Ictalurus furcatus (blue catfish) is the source of this 4532-nucleotide messenger RNA. RefSeq names its product acyl-Coenzyme A binding domain containing 3 (gene acbd3). Gene Ontology annotation, molecular function: fatty-acyl-CoA binding. Lineage: Eukaryota; Metazoa; Chordata; Actinopteri; Siluriformes; Ictaluridae. The transcript has 8 exons. Gene Ontology annotation, cellular component: Golgi membrane. The record is from RefSeq and is a predicted model, not a curated record. The coding region runs from base 136 to 1737 and encodes 533 amino acids.